Lucilia sericata (common green bottle fly) is the source of this 1175-nucleotide messenger RNA. RefSeq lists its product as uncharacterized. NCBI's taxonomy places the organism in Eukaryota, Metazoa, Arthropoda, Insecta, Diptera, Calliphoridae. The transcript has 4 exons. Bases 80 to 1153 code for a protein of 357 amino acids. The record is from RefSeq and is a predicted model, not a curated record.
CAAAAAUUCCAUCACAUAAAAUUAGUUUUCAAACAAAUUUUUUCUUUGUAGUUAUAAUUUUCGUUAAAAAUUCUUCUAAAUGUCUCUAACGGAAAAGAAUUCUUAUUGGACGCGAGUUGUAGAGGAUAUUGAGAGAAAAGCACGCUGGCAAAGCAAAAAGGAUGUUAUUAGAAAAUAUGAUUUCUCAGUGACAUUGCCCAAAAAUCUACGUAAACGAGUGGCCAAAAUAUUACCCUAUGAAUAUGAUGAAUAUGACAAGCAUGUAUUUAUAACUGAAUCGGAAAUGGAGACACCCAUAUCCUAUGGGGGUGAUGAUGAUGAUGAAGAGGAGGAGGGGAAACAAAAAAAGGAAAAGAAGUCUGACAUUUUCAAUGAAAGCACCUGCUCGGAAAUUGAACAUUUGGAACAUGAGUACCCCAAAUUUGUUUUAAAUAUGGACAAACCUUUGGAACAUAAAUCUAAAACUAAAAAAAAACGUAAUUGGUGUUCGACCUACAUAUGCAAACCACGCAAGGAACGUGUUAGAUGGGACUCGAAAAUCUAUGAUUUGGAACGUAGCAUUUGGGAAAAGACUCUAGACGAACAGGCCGAACAACUUAUGGAUGCUUCUGCUGAACGCUUUACCGAAUGGAUAAAUUCUUUGGGCAGCAAUAGAGAUUCGGAUAUUUCCAAGGAAAAGCUAAAAGCUUUAUUUUCCAUAGAAGGAGACCGCACGCUUUUAGCGUCUAUACUAACCGAACCUAAAGAGGUAAAAGCAAUUGCUAAAACCGUAGCAGACAAAUGGAAUUUGCCAGAGAUGGCCAUCGAAUUGAAAUAUGAAAACUACAUACGUGACCGUUUGAAAAAUGUGCCCAAGAAAAUUAACACCGUAGCUUUUGGACGGACUAUACCGGUAAAAGAUAGACCUUGGUUGCCAGCUGAUAGCGAUGAGCCUAUUGCUACUGUUUACCCAGAGGAAUUGCUGUCAUUGGAAAAACUUUUCAAGGGCAUUACACAUUUACGUUCGACUAAAGAGUUGGCUGAGUUUUAUAAGAAACGUCCUGGUUUGGAGAAGCCUCGCUAUUUGGUUUCUGCUGGUUUGUUUAAAAGCAAAACUAAAACACAAGCAAAUACGGAAGUUCCCUUAUACGAACGUUUGAAAUUAAAAUAUUAGAGAAAGAAUUUAUUGUCCUUAA